AGACCGAGCACAAGCAGGGGAGGGGCAGAGAGAGAGGGAGACACAGAAUCGGAAGCAGGCUCCAGGCUCUGAGCUGUCAGCACAGAGCCCGACACGAGGCUUGAACUCAUGAACUGUGAGAUCAUGACCUGAGCUAAAAUUGGAAGCUUAACUGACUGAGCCCCCCGGGCGUCCCCAUGAAUUCUCAUUUCUAUUUAAAAUUUCUUACACGUGAACAGUGUUUCACACUUUACAAAGUGUUUUCGUGUACAGUUUAUCAUUUGAUGCCCAAGGUGACCUUCCUGAAGUCGGCAAGGAGGUCUUAAUUUACAAAGGAGCAAAUAGAAAUCGAAAUUGAGGAAGGAUCAGUCAGCUGCAUCCCAGUCCAGAGUUCUUAAUCCUUUUUUUACAGAAGGUUUAGGAGACUUUAAAAUCAAUAAGAACUUAAUGCAACAUAAUUUUUUUUUUUUUUUGACUUGGUAUUUGAUCUCUUACUUGGUCAGAUUUAACUGAGGUUUUGAAGCUCAUUAAUUUGGAUCCCACACCUUGGAGAGGAGGAGCAGGGGUAAGGAAGAAUGUAGCUUCACUACGCAUUUGACGUCAUUUGGAAAUUCGCUUCAGCUCCUGAAGUCUCUUCCCGAGAGGGUGGAUUUAAAUUCAUUACAAGGGCCUGAGAAGAACGGAGACUGGUGAAAUAGUCACUAACAAGAGCAAGUAAAGCAACGAAGUUGUGACUUUUUUUCCUGCCUCGUGGCCUCGCCCCUUUGCAAGGACUGGACUUGUGUUUUAUUGAGUUGCAGUGUUUCGCCGACAGUGGGUGCUGCGCCCUGUCUUGUGACAUUGAACGCUAUCUCGUGUCAAAGGAAGUAAGCUGUGAUAUCAUAGAGGAUUCACUUGGAACUCUGCGGGGUGCUGGCUGACGGUGAUGAGAUGCCCACCGAGACAUGAAGAUUUCAGCUGCUGGUCUCAUCCUCGGGAGCCUGGUGUUAGCCUUCUCUCUGCCUUUGGUGGUGACUUUGCCAAAAACACUGGCCAUCCCUAAGAAGCUGCAAGAAGCCGUGGGGAAGGUCAUUGUCAAUGCCACAACCUGUACUGUCACCUGUGGCCUUGGCUACAAGGAAGAGACAGUCUGCGAGGUGGGCCCUGAUGGUGUGAGAAGAGAGUGUAAGUCUCAGCGCUUGGAAUGUCUCACCAACUGGAUCUGUGGAAUGCUCCAUUUCACCAUUCCCAAAGGGAAGGGAUUUGAGCUCAGCUGUCUGAGUUCAGACAUCCUGGAGAUUGGGCAGGAAGCAUUCCGGUUCACCUGGAGACUUGCUCGGGGUAUCAUCUCUACUGAUGAUGAGAUCUUCAAACCCUUCCGAGCCAGUACCUACUUUGUGAGGUUUCCCUCUGUUCAGGAGUACGACUCUGGGACAUACCGGUGUGAUGUGCAGCUGUUAAAAAACCUGAGACCUGUCAAGAGACUCUAUUUUGGGCUGCGGGUCCUUCCCCCUGACUUGGUGAACCUGAAUUUCCAUCAAUCCCUUACGGAGAAUCAGAAGUUAGUUGAUAAGGGCCUGGAAGUGAAUCUAGACAACCAGUCCGAGCCUCGCCGCCCACGGUGGAAGAAGAAGGUGGCUGUAGCCUUGGGAAUAGGAGUUGUCGGUGGAGUGGCUGGUGGUGUAUUGAUGGCCAUUGCUCUGGGCUUUGGGCUGAGGGUGGUCUAUAGAAGUGCUGGCCUUGAGUCCUUAAAAGCCCUGAAGGACUGGCUGCCCAGGACCCUGGACUGGCUGUUUAGGAAGCCAAGCUAGCUCUUCAAAGGAUUGUCUGGCUGAGUGAUUGUGGCUCAGCCAGGGGGGAGGGCUUCCACUGCCAAAAGUGAGUGGGGCCCGGGGACAGGGGCAACACCAUGGUAGCGUGAUGGGCAGUGCUCUGCCUCUCCGUGUCCCGGGUGGAUCUCUUCCUGAUCUUUCCUGCCCACGCGGCACCUGGGAAGCCUGAGUGUAGACCCCUCCCCUGUCCCCGGGAAGAAGAUUCUGUCUUCAAGCUCGCAGUCAUUAUCUUUCACAAUUUGAGGCCUCUCUACCUCCAUCCCUUCUUCUGGGUGGUAUAAUCACAUAAAGGAUAUAUUAAUAGCUUGUCUAAUGGAAACCUGUUUUUCCUCUUCAAUAAAAAUAAUUCACAGUGGCUGUGUAUCGACCUGAUCUUCUCUGCUCUUUGGUAAAAAUCUCCUGCAUAUGUGUAAGUUGUCCCAUAAUCAAUCUAGCUCUCCUCUUUCUUAGAUUUCUUAGACAUUGAGCACAUUGCUUUGGAGGAGGGCAUAUGCCCAUGUGUGGCCAAGCCAAGGCAAUUAGUAAUGGCAUCUGACCCGGGUAUGUAACAGUCACUCAAUACAUUGCUCCUUCUCUACGCCCCCGGUGAGCCCUCUGUGUUCAGUGUUAAAGACUCCUGGUAAAACGCUGGACCCUUCACCUGGUAGGUUUCCCCUGAACAAGUUCCUUGGCUUGCCUCCUGCUCCUGUUGUUCUAGCUCUUGCAGUGCCCUGACGUGUGUGUUCCUGGAAAGGUCAAGUGUGUUGGUUUCUUCCAGCAGCCAAGGCUGUCCAAGGAGGGACUAAGACCUUCCUACCUCCGUAGGAAAUAAAUCCUAAGACCCUCAGAGGCCAUUGAGGCAGUGUGAGGUAAUUGGCUGAUGUCAGGAAAGAGGCUCAGCCACCCCCUGAGCUCAUUCCGAGAGAAUUAGAGCAUUUCUUCUCCUCACUUUUCUCUAGCUGCAGACAUGGUAGCAGAUAGGAAGACUUGGACUAGUGGUUCUCUUCUCUAGCUAUGUGUCUGAAUCACCUGGAUAAACUUUUGAAACAUAAGAUUCCUGAGCCCCAACCCUGAGGAUGCUAACUCAGUUAAAAUCAUGGCUAAUGGCUCAUUACCAUUCUAUUAAAAACAAUUUCAGGGGCACCUGGCCGGCUCAGUCGGUAGAGCGUGUGACUCUUGGUCUCCGGGUCAUGAGUUUGAGUCCCACGGUUUAGCUUAAUUAAAAGAAAAACAUUAAAAAAUAAUUUCCACGCCAUAGAAAAGUGGAAAGAAAAGUUUGAUGACAACCUGUAGAUCCUCUGCUUAGAUUCACCAACUGUGAACGUAUUGCUACAUAUAUCUUUCUGAAUAGAUGCUGAUUUUACUGAACACUUGGAAGUUAGGCACAGACAUUGUGACCCUUUACUCCUAGAUCGUGUUUGCAUCUGCUAAUAAAGAUUCUUCUGUACAACUGCAACAUCUUCACACCUAAGAAAGUGAACAAUUCCCUAAUCUUGCGUAUGGUUGUUACUUCUCUGUCUUGCCCAACUUCUAAAAUCUGAUAGAUAGCCUUUUAACGUUUGAUCCAGGAUCGAAUGCAGGUCCACAUAUUACCUUUGGUGGUUUCUCUUAAGUCUAGUUUUGCAACAGACCUCCUGGGUUUUUUGUUGCUGUUUUGCAUGACGUUGAUCUUAUUGAAAAGUCUAGCUGGGCCGAUCGUCCUGGAUAGUGCCCCACAGUCCGGGUUUGUCGUCAUUGUCACAUGACCGGAUUGCGGAGGAAUGGAUCUUCAACAUUUUUUGAUGACAGCUCCACACAAAUGGUGUCCACUGCUCACCACAGGUGCACGGUGUCGGGUGACUCGUUACCGAUACGAUACGCGUGACGAUUUGGUUAAGGUGGUGACUGCCCCGUCUCUCCAAAGGUGUAUUUUUUUUUUUUUCCUCUUGUAAUCAUUUAUUUGUGGGACGAUACUUUGUGAUGAUCUGGUUUCCUAAAAGCCAUUAACGCCUUGGAAUCCAUUCACGAUCCUUGCUGAUUACCUGCUGGGAACUGCAGCGUCUUUAAUGUGCCCUUGCUGUACUUAUUAGGCUGCAUUUUUCUGUAAAGAAGAGCUACUCUUUAUUUUUGAGCUCUCCGUGGAUUCUCUUUUUUAGUGCAUUAUAUAUAAUCCAUUAAUGUCUCAUUUCUGGUGUUUAAAUCGUCCCCAAUUUUGGCCAGUGGGAGUCUCUUCGCUCGUCCUUUUAUUGUGGUCCCAUUUGACCCGGAGCAUGUCCUUGCUUUCUAGAACCACAAAAUGCCUCAGAUCCACAUUUGGACUUUGCUUUCUCUGAGGGAUUCUGGUUUCCUUUUGGUGUGGGCAACAGUAUUUAGAAGCCAAGGUCUGGUCUGGGUGCUAAAAGCACUCACCGCCACUCACCUAAGAACUCUUAGGUUCUUUCAUUGCCACAGAUACACAUAAAUCUUAGGAGUUCAGAGCAUCUCUGCUUUUCAGAAGCUUUAUAGGUAAUUCUGGUGGAGAGCGAACAUUGAAGACCACUGGCGUAGGCCCACG
Messenger RNA from Panthera uncia (snow leopard), 4302 nucleotides. RefSeq names its product transmembrane protein 81 (gene TMEM81). The transcript has a single exon. NCBI's taxonomy places the organism in Eukaryota, Metazoa, Chordata, Mammalia, Carnivora, Felidae. Bases 924 to 1769 code for a protein of 281 amino acids. The record is from RefSeq and is a predicted model, not a curated record.